Molecule: messenger RNA, 4415 nt
Organism: Patella vulgata (common limpet)
Lineage: Eukaryota; Metazoa; Mollusca; Gastropoda; Patellidae
Product: serine/arginine repetitive matrix protein 1
Exons: 13
Coding region: 104-2347 (747 amino acids)
Source: RefSeq, a predicted model, not a curated record
UUUGAUUGGUUAAAAAUCCACUCCAACAUGGCUGACUUAAGAAAAUGAGUGCGUGCUAAGAAUUCAUAGAAAAUUGAGAUAUUUCUUUAUUUAUUUGAAGAAAAUGCCUUUUGCAGGACGUUUUACUAAUACUAGAAGAGACGAACGCAGAUCACCAGUCAGGAGGUUUUCAAGAUCACCUGUAAGACGAUUCUCAAGGUCACCCAUUAGAAGAAAAUCAAGAUCACCCGUUCGUCGCAAAUCAAGAUCACCAGUUAGGCAUAAAUCACGUUCUCCAGUCAGAAGAAGUUCUCCAGCUCGAAGAAGUUCUCCAGCUCGAAGAAAUUCCCCUGUCAGACGGAGCUCCCCUCUCAGACGUAAUGCAACAGUUGGCAGGAAUACUGCACUAGGACGACAUUCUUCACCACGAAGAAAUUCUCGUUCCCCUGUUAGGAAGUAUGAUAGAAAAGAUAGGAAGUCGAGAUCUCCACCCAGAAAGAAAGUAGAAACUUUGAGUUAUACAAGUGAUAAAAAAAAUGAUUCAUCUAUUCCUAGGAAAAGGGAAGACAGAAAUGGAAGUAAAUCAUCUUCAACAAGAUUUGAGGAUUCUCACGUCAAACGUGCCCCAUCUUUUUCUCGUUCACCUGUCAGAAAAAUGUCUCCUGAGUAUUCAUCAAGUCGUGCGAUUUCGGACAGACUUGGCUCAUCACCUGUACAGUCAGGUCCAAAGAUAAUUCGUGACACGACUGGAAUCAGUCGAUUUGAACCAUUAAUAAUUAGGAAAAGAACUUUGGAUGAACGAUUUAGGACUAUAGAUGACGGUGCGUUUAAAAUAGAAGAAAACAUCACAAUAGGAAUUCAACGAAACCCAUACGCACCAGCAUCAGCAUCAGUGACUGUGCGAAAAGUUUUUGAUCCCCUUCUGUUCUCAAUGAUACAUAACAGGGAUACAGGAAGACGCCCUGUGUUUGAUCGACCCGAAUUAAAGUAUUUCCGAUUUGACGACAUGCCACAUGAUGAUACAGUGGAAUUUGAGAAGAGAAUUAUUAAGGUGGCACCACCAGCUACUCUUCCUUCAACACCCAGUAGUUCACGUUAUAGUCAUAUUCACAUCUCUAAAAGAUCUCCGUCGCCUAAACGACCUACAGAAGUUAAAUUAGAGAUGCGACCAGACCCAAAGUAUGAGAGAUUCUAUCAAGACUCAUUACAUGAACAAGAUCCAAGUUUUCGUGACAAGGUCAAACAAGCCAAGAUCAUUACGAACCCAAAUGAUUUACGCCAUAAUCUGUCAAAAAGGCAGGAAGAAGAUGCCAGGUUGAAAUUAGAAGCUAGACGACGCGAUACUGAACGUGACCCCGUUCGUGGCCGUGAUAGAAGUCGUGAGAGAAAUCGGAGUAGAAGUCGUAGCCGUGGUCGACGAAGAUCUAGAGAUAACAGACAAGUAGAGACAAGAGAUCGUAACAAUAGUGUUACUGAUAGUAAAGAUCUACCAGACUUCUCACGACGUCCAGAUAAGAAUAAGUACGAGCUGUGGCAGGACAUCGCAUCAUAUAUACCGAAAGGCAUCAGCUAUUAUCAGUCUUCAGGUAAAGCAAUAAUUAUCCGGUCCAUCAAGGGUUACGUUUCUAAUGUAUCAGAGAAUUCUGUUGGAUUUAAGAAGAAAAUAGAACAUUUUAGCUUUAAUUUCUACACAGAGAAUGAAUUCAUCAAAGGAAUCUGCUUUAAUCCGAACUUCUGGAACACCCUGAAAACUGUUGAUGGCUCUACAUGCCUUGGUGUCAUGCUCAAUAAAGUCAAACUACGACCUCCAAAAGAUUGGAAGAGUUGGAAUUUAGUCAUUGACAGAUUUACUCGUCUGGAAGCCAUGCUGAUGCCCUUUGACCUUAAGUUAGAAACCAGAAAUCUAGGAUCCACGGCAAACACUAAAGAUGCAGUGACUCAUGAUUAUGACACACAGGAAGAUAAUAAAAGUAAUGACAGUGAUGUACACCACAACAUUCAGAAGCACGAUACCAGGGCCGGUGAUAUAAAACUAGGUGCUGAACGAAGAACCAGGAAAGAUUUAGAAGUAGCUAGAGCUAACUUCCGAGCUCAGUUAGUGGGAGCUGAUCCCAGAGACUCCAAACCACCAGCAAAGGUCUCACCCCAGGACAAAAAUAUAAGAAAUAAUCAGGGUCGAGGCGGUGGAGGCGCAGUUCGAGGCCGUAAUAUAAUGGAUAACAAAUAUGGUCGAGGAGGGAUAAAUAGUGGUCCAUGGAAAUCAAACUUAUUCAAUAAAAAUGCGAACAAAAAUCGUAAUUUGGCUGAUCGUGGUAAAUGGAAACACGAUCUGUUUGAACAACAGGUUAAAACAGAAAAAGCAGAUUGAGUGGAUAAAGUAAUGGAACUUGAACAUUUUAAAUAGUAAACCAGAGGUUCUCAUUGGAUAAUUGUUUAAAUAUAAUUCAAAUGGCGUUUUUAUUUGGAUAUUGAAGAGACAUUUAAAAUAUAUGCAUGAUGGAUAAAAGUGGUUAAAUUUUAUGGAUGAAGGCAAAUAGUGGAGGUUUUAGUGUAGUGAAAUUGAUAAUCUAAAAACUUCUUCGGAAAAAAAUGUGGUAUAAGCUAGUGGAUAUACAAUGUAUAAGCUUAUCAAAUUAGAUUUUUGAGGAAUUUAUAAUCAAAUAUUCUGAUUUAGUAUGUUGUAUUUAAAACAUACAGAUGGUAAAUUCAUUACAAAUUGCACUGAGCUUUGUAUCAUAAGACAGAUAAUAUUUUAAUAAUGAUGUUUCUUUCAUAGGACUUGAUUACUUUGCAUGAAACUAGUUCAGUUUGGGUGAUGUGUAUUGUAUGCAUGUCAUUUUAAUUAAAACAGGUGUGACUUUCUUUCCAUUAAUGUCAAAAGACCUGUUUAAGAAAAGCAUUUCUAGUCCUGUGAUGACAAUAAAACCAAUCAAAUGUCUGGGUAAUCAAAGCCUUUCAAAAAUAUUGCUGGUAUUUUCUGUAUAUCAAAGAUUUGAUUGGUGGGUAGAUCUGGAGUCAGCCAAUCACAAGCUCAGCAUUUCUAAACACAUCUAGUAAAUAUCUUUUGACUAAACAUCUUUGGAGUAAACAGCCAAACAAAAUAAUGGAAUUAAAUGUUGGUAUGUUUUUAAUUUGACUGCAUGUAUGUUCAAUUGCAGUUUUAUCAUGGAAAGUUACAUUUUGAAAUUGAUCUUUUAAAAAAGAUUUAAGUGUUCAUUCAUUGUAUUGUUGUGUUAUUGAUGAAGUGUCUUUGAAAAUUAAUAUGAAAUUGUAUAGUAUAAUGUUGGAAGUUUGACGAAGUUAUGAAUGUGAAGUCUAUAAAUUAUUUUCUUAACCUUGAUGUUUCAAAUUUUUUUUUUAGCAAAUAAUUUUUCCAAAAUUUAAUUCCUAUCUUUUUGUAUUGGGAAGAGCAGGGGUGUCUAGCAGUCUAAGACGCAGGGUUUAUAUCAUAAGUCUGUUAUUGAUUCAAGUGGAGUAGUUUUAAUCCCAAGCUUGUAUGCGACAAGGACUAGGGUCACCUGCCCAAUCUUGUGAGUUUUUUUCUCUGGAUCCUCUUAGUUUCCUGCUGCUAAAGUGCAUACAAAUUAUUGAAAUAAGAUUGUACCUUUAAAUUGGAUUGUACAUGUAUAUUUUAAUAGCAAUUUAUUAAACUAUUUGAUUUUUCUGCCAUUCAAAUUGACUGACAGGUAAAUUUCUCAGCAAGACAUUUUUUACUCAUUGCCUAGUAAAAGAUGACUGAAAUGAGGCUAAGGAUGGGAUCCACUAUAUGCUUCAGUGUUUGUUUGAUACUUGGUUAUAGGUGGCAACAUAUUCCAAAGUACUAUAAAUUUGAGACAAAUAAAGUAAAGUGGUCAAAUCAAAAAACAAAAAAAAUCAUAUAAAGCAAAAAAGAAAGAUUCAUAAAAAUUUUAAAGGUUAAGUGGUUAAGUGAACCUCUUGGAUCCACCCAGAACAAUCUGAUUAAAACGCAGAUCCUAUUACUGUUGUGAAGUUUUAACCAAUGUAAUGAAAUGAUCUGUUUAGUAGGACUUUGCACAGAAUUCUAGCAGUCAUCUACUGAGCAGUUGAGAACAGAUCAAAAUUUAAAUAUACAUACAUGUAAUCUAUGGUCAGUUCACCUCUGUGUUUUCACCUAUAUAGCAGUGAGAAGAUGUAUAUAGAAUGGAGGCAGUUGAAGUGUAAAGAAACAACAUUUAGAUUUGUAUUUUAAUCAGAUUGGACCCAAAUCAAAGACUGGGGUACCAUUUUAAUCAUAUAUUUAUAACUCUUACUGUGAGUAUGUUUUAUGAGAAUUAGGAUUUGUUGAAUUGAAAAUAUUGCAUGUACAUGCAGUGUGUGCUUUAAUUUCGAUGCAAUCACUUUAUUAUGUAAAAUACAUGUAUAUAUGAUUAUCAUCUUAUCUUUGUUCGCCUGAAAUAAAUAUUAAACAUAUAAAA